Messenger RNA from Dracunculus medinensis (Guinea worm), 552 nucleotides. NCBI's taxonomy places the organism in Eukaryota, Metazoa, Nematoda, Chromadorea, Rhabditida, Dracunculidae. The record is from the annotation of a GenBank genome assembly.
AUGUUCCGCUUCUCAGUUAAGGAAAAUGGAUUGAAAUUGUAUGAUGGUCUUGUCCGAAUCGCACGAUUAAUUAACCAGAAUCUAUCUCAUAAAGCUCUUGCAUCUAAGGUAACGAAAAAAUUCGUGAGGGUUUCAGAUGUGAAACUCAAAACUAAAAAUAAUAUUCCUGAAGUUUUUACAGAAAUCAUUUGUCAGAAUUGUUGCACUCUUAUGGAUCAGACACAGUCGGCUACAUUGAGACAAGUAUUAAGCAUUAUCUACAAAAAACGUAUAUGCCCCCAAGUUUAUAACAUUUUUUGUUUAACUGGACCCAUCUGCUUGCCAGUAAAGCCGAAGUGUAAAGGAGAAUACACAAAGAUUUGGCCAGAUGUAUCUGAUUAUGAAGUGGAAUCACUGUUGGAUGCUGUGGAUGAUCUCCGAAUUGGUUCUUUUCGAUAUCAUUCCUUAGUUAAUUAUCAUUAUGAACUUCUUUUGUCUCAACCGCUUUCGUACUUGUCUCAGUUCACUGGUCUUGGUUUGGUAAUACAACGAACUGCAAGCGAAGUAGAUUGA